AUGGAGGAGCACUACAUUUCCAAACUCCACCCGGUAGUGGAUUACGGAGCUGGAGUCUUUCUUCUGCUCAUAGCCAUCCUGACCAUCCUGGGAAACUCAGCCGUCCUCGCUACAGCAGUGAAGCGCUCCUCCCUCCUGAAGUCCCCGGAGCUGCUUACGGUCAACUUGGCAGUGGCAGAUAUUGGAAUGGCAAUCAGCAUGUAUCCGCUGGCCAUUGCAUCCGCCUGGAACCAUGCCUGGCUGGGAGGAGAUGCGUCCUGCAUGUAUUACGCCCUGAUGGGUUUCCUUUUUGGUGUCUGCAGCAUGAUGACGCUGUGUGCCAUGGCCGUGAUUCGGUUUCUUGUUACCAAUUCCUCCAAAACUAACAGUAACAAAAUCACCAAGAACACUGUCCGCAUCCUGAUCGCUUUCAUCUGGCUCUACUCCUUGCUCUGGGCUAUUCUGCCCUUGGUAGGCUGGGGCUACUACGGCCCCGAGCCAUUUGGCAUCUCGUGUACAAUAGCCUGGAGCAAAUUCCACAACUCCUCCAACGGCUUCUCGUUCAUCCUGAGCAUGUUCCUCCUGUGCACAGUCCUGCCUGCACUGACCAUCAUCGCCUGCUACUUGGGAAUCGCCUGGAAGGUUCGUAAGGCAUACCAAGAGAUCCAGAACAUCGACAGGAUCCCUAACGCAGCGAAAAUGGAGAAGAAGCUGACAUUGAUGGCCGUGCUCAUCUCGGUUGGGUUCCUGAGCUCGUGGACACCGUAUGCAGCAGCCAGCUUCUGGUCCAUAUUUAACUCCAGCAAUUCCCUGCAGCCCAUCGUCACACUGCUGCCGUGCCUGUUUGCCAAAUCUUCAACCGCCUACAACCCUUUCAUUUACUACAUCUUCAGCAAAACUUUCCGCCGCGAAAUUAAACAGCUGCAGUGCUGCUGGGGCUGGCGGCUGCGUUUCUUCAGCACCGACAUCUCCGCUGAAAAUCCUGUCUCGAUGAUGUGGAGUGGGAGGGACAACGUGUGUCUCUCUUCCUCUGUGAAGGCGGAGAACCAGGGAGCUGCAGCUCACUGA
Cygnus atratus (black swan) is the source of this 1047-nucleotide messenger RNA. Its product is annotated as opsin-5-like. The coding region runs from base 1 to 1047 and encodes 348 amino acids. Gene Ontology annotation, biological process: G protein-coupled receptor signaling pathway. The transcript has 4 exons. NCBI's taxonomy places the organism in Eukaryota, Metazoa, Chordata, Aves, Anseriformes, Anatidae. Gene Ontology annotation, molecular function: G protein-coupled receptor activity. Gene Ontology annotation, cellular component: membrane. The record is from RefSeq and is a predicted model, not a curated record.